CCCCUGAAAGAAUGGAUAAAUUUGACCUGAUUAAGAUCAUUGGGGAAGGCACCUAUGGAAAAGUGUACUUGGCGAAACAUAAAAUGGAAAGCAAUCAGUGUGUCAUAAAAGAGAUUGAUUUUACAAAGGAAAAAGAAGCUUCAAAGAAAGAAGUGGUCCUUCUGGCUCAGAUGAGGCAUCCCAACAUUGUAACCUUCUUUGGUUCAUUUCAAGAGAAUAACAGGCUCUUUAUUGUAAUGGAAUACUGUGACGGAGGGGAUCUCAUGCGGAGGAUCCAGAGGCAGAGGGGAGUGUUAUUCAGUGAAGACCAGAUUCUGUGCUGGUUCGUACAGAUUUCGCUAGGACUGAAGCACAUUCACGACAGGAAGAUACUACAUAGGGACAUAAAAUCCCAGAACAUUUUUCUUAGCAAGAAUGGGAUGGUGGCAAAGCUUGGGGACUUUGGAACGGCAAGGGCACUGAAUAAUUCCAUGGAACUUGCUCAAACAUGUGCUGGGACACCUUACUACCUGUCCCCAGAGAUUUGUCAGAACAGACCAUACAACAACAAAACGGAUAUUUGGUCUCUUGGAUGCGUCUUAUACGAGCUCUGCACACUCAAGCAUCCUUUUGAGAGUAACAACUUACACCAUCUUGUUCUGAAGAUUUGUCAAGGUCGUGUCACUCCCAUAUCGCCCCACUUUUCUCCUGACCUACAGUCCUUGAUACCUCAGCUCUUUAAAGUGUGUCCUCAGGAUCGACCAUCCGUUAACUCUCUUUUGAAAAGGCCUUUUUUAGAAACUCUUAUUGCCCGACACUUCUCUCUUGAGGUCCAUUCAAGAAGAAUUCAGUCCCAUGCUCGCAUGCAGAACGCAGCUAUCGGCCUCACAUCUCGCUGGGGAGGUAGUCCAUGGGCGCAGCAUCACCUCCUCAUUCAUUUAGAGGGAAAGGGGCUGGACCACAUCCUGCUCUCUGGAGCUUCUGUGUGUGCAGGGAGCAGACAAGGAGCAUGUAAUGGGGGAGCAGGUCUUCGUCCGUCUUCUGCUGAGCCACAUCCCAACGAGAGAGCAAACUUACAAAGCCACAGGGAGGAGACUAAACUCCAGGAGCUUCGGUAUAGGAAGAACAAAAUGAAGGACCAGGAAUAUUGGAAACAGCUGGAGGAAAUCCGCCAACAGUACCACAGUGACAUGAAGGAAAUUAAAAAGAGGAUGGGGCGAGAGCUGAAGGAGAAUGCAGACCUCAGUCAUAAAACCUAUUUGGUGAAGAGGAGUCACCUGCCUGCCCACCCUGACGUUCCUGAGGAAGAGGCCUCGGUGCAGAAAGGAGUAAAGUUUGAAAUUAGCCUAGAUAAAUGUAUUUCUGGGGAUGACAACAUCCAAGAGAAUGAGGUAAUGGAUAAACUAAAUGACACUUUGAGCUUUGAAGAUGGCAUGAAGUUUCAGGAGUACAGACCUAUAAAGGAGCAUGAAGAUUACACAGACAGAGCCUUUGAAGAACUCUGUGGCCCAGAAACAGAGGGCUGUCACUUUUCUGAGAUCGUCUCUGUGGAGAACAGGCGGCGGUGGGAUGCCCGAGCGCCUCAGACUCUGCUGCAAAUAAUGGCAACAGCGGAUGUCACCUCCACCUGCCCCACCAUGCCUGAGGAUGGCCAAGUUGUUGUGAUGGAAGGUAGUCCAGAAAGUGGGAAGCAGUGGUGGUAUGUACCAGGGACCUCGAGUGCUUUGGCAGCAGCCCAUGCCUGCAGUAAUUCACUGUCAGCCAGGGAAGGAGAGCCUGGAAUGAUAAAACCACAGCUUCCUCAAGCAGACCAGGAAGAGGCAGAAAUAGCCUCUGAUGUUGUAGUGGAUGAUGAACAGCUGGAUCCAGGAUCUGACGGUGAUAUAAAAUAUGAGGAGUCUGAAGAUGAGUUGAGAAGUGAAAUGAUAGAAUCCCUAGAAAAACUUGCAACUUCCACAGAAGAAAGGGAAGAGGCUCCCAGCUGCUCCAAGAAUGCUGAAAAGCCAGGAGAGAAAAGAAAGGCUAAACUUGGCAGCCAGAAACUCCAGUGAAGGUCUGGAGUUUGGCCUGUCUAAUCUGCAUUGUUAAGACCACAGUUCAUCAAAUGCCAGUCAAGAUGUGCACAUAUAAAUAACCUACCUCUCAUUGCUGGUGAUUCAUGUCCCUAAAGAAAAAUCUCUCACUGAGCUCAUACUUUGCCCAGAUUAUGCUCUUGAGGGACAACU
Messenger RNA from Microtus ochrogaster (prairie vole), 2204 nucleotides. RefSeq names its product NIMA related kinase 5 (gene Nek5). Lineage: Eukaryota; Metazoa; Chordata; Mammalia; Rodentia; Cricetidae. Gene Ontology annotation, biological process: protein phosphorylation. The record is from RefSeq and is a predicted model, not a curated record. Gene Ontology annotation, molecular function: protein kinase activity; ATP binding. The transcript is spliced from 19 exons. The coding region runs from base 12 to 2030 and encodes 672 amino acids.